AUGGCCUCAAUUUUCGCCUGGGGGCAGUGGCUCUCGCGCGACGAGUUCGUGGACCUGCGAAACCGGCAAGACGAUCAGCUCAACAUGGUGUUCGCGGGUUUUCGUGAAUCCGUGCAGUUCCUCCGGGAAGAGGUGUAUGGUAACAUGCAGGAGAUCAUGUACGGUAACAUGCAGGAGAUCAAGAACACCGUCCACGACCUCAGAGCCGACAUCAACAAAACCAAUACCGACCUCACCCAACUCAAGACCGAUGUCUGCGAACUUCGAGCCGAAGUUGGCCAGACCCAAGCAUUCAUGCGAAACAGCGCGUUGAGGAACCCAAACGCCCCCAUCCGUCCUCCUCCCGUAUACCGUCCUGGCCAAGGCGUGGUCUUUCCCAACCGCAAGUUGUUUCCACGGAAUGCGAAUCAGUUUUAUCAGCUCAGGGAUCCACUAACACCCCAACGUCGAGAAAUGCUGGCAUACCUCGUGGAGUUUUACGAUUUACGGAAUGCCGACUACUGCGAGGAACCAGCCGGCAACGAUGACCAGAACGAGAACGACACGGAGGAUCCCGACGAAAUCUUCCUCAGACUGGAGACAUUGCUGGGGUUGAACGAGGAAAAGUUCAUCAAAUUCAGACAAAAAGCCGCGGAGAUGGCCUCGCGACAACCCGAGAGACCUGCGAAACGCGCGCAGGCCGCACAUGUCAACGCCGAACCGCUCGCGCGCCGACCCAAGCUGACAUUAGAUGAGUUGAUGGAACGGCAGCCACCUCCUGCUGCUCGGAGCCGAUUGGAUAUGGGUCGAUUCGAGUGGAGGACGCGCUCAACUCCGCCUUCACAACGACUAACCAUCAAUCAGCUGAACCAGCGCCUUCCGAAGCAAGUAACGCCGGAACGCGAACAAGAAUAUUCCAAGGACGGUACAGACAGCGAUGAUGCGACACGGCCUUUUACAAGCCCGCGGGAGCCGUGA
Colletotrichum gloeosporioides is the source of this 957-nucleotide messenger RNA. RefSeq lists its product as uncharacterized. The transcript is spliced from 2 exons. NCBI's taxonomy places the organism in Eukaryota, Fungi, Ascomycota, Sordariomycetes, Glomerellales, Glomerellaceae. The coding region runs from base 1 to 957 and encodes 318 amino acids. The record is from RefSeq and is a predicted model, not a curated record.